Paracoccidioides lutzii Pb01 is the source of this 1461-nucleotide messenger RNA. RefSeq lists its product as hypothetical. The record is from RefSeq and is a predicted model, not a curated record. The transcript has 2 exons. Bases 1 to 1461 code for a protein of 486 amino acids.
AUGGACUUUCAAAAUGUCUCUCAUUUCUCUCCCUCUCUCACUUUCAUCCUCGGUCUCCUCACAACACCCCUUCUCUCUCGUCUGCUGCAGGCAAUAAUAAAACAGCUGCUUUCGCUCUGUCUUAGCGGCGAGGGCGGGGGAGGCGCACAUGCGAUAGCGGAAAAGGAGCACGGUCUGUACAGCUUGGACCAUGGGAUGCUGAAUUUACCUAGCCUUGUACCAGAGGAAAUGUGGAUGAAUAUGGGAUAUUGGAAGAACACAACAGAGUUUCCCCGCGCCUGUGAGGCGUUGUUGGAUAAAAUCCUGCGAACCGCAGGUUUGGACGUCCAAGCCAAUACUUCCGACGACAUUGACAUUGACUACUUGAUCAUAGCCGAGAAGCCUCAGGAACGGCAAGGGGGCCGGAAAGAUGGGAAAGAUGGGGAUGGGGCACCAACAAGAAAGAGAAGAAGAGUAAUUUUGGAUGUUGGAUUUGGCUGUGGUGAACAGACAUUAUAUUUGAUGAAAAAAAGAGAGGCUGGUGUAAGUGAUCGUGAUGAUGAUGAUGUUGCAAAAGGACUUUCGAGCACAACCCAAGGCAGAUUAGAGGAUCCCGAUUGUCAAGCGAGUUCACCACUGUUCCAUCACUACAUCGGCAUGACGAUCGAGAAGAUGCAGUACGAAUUUGCUAAGUCUAGAGUUGCUGAAGCAGGUAGGAAAUGCAACGCUGCAACAGAAGAGAAUGAACUUGUUGAAAACGGUGUAAAUAGGGGUAAGGGAUUGUCAGGUGGAACGGUGGAGCUUUUCUGCGGACAUGCGGCUAAACCAUCUGAUUGGCCGGAAGAUAUACAGCGGUCAAUUUCCAAUGCUUUUCGCCAUACCAAACAUCGUGAGGGCAUGGAGAAGAAAGAAAUAUUUAGGAAAGAAACGGAUGAGGAGCGCUACGUCCUUGGUCUGGACACGUUAUAUCACUUUAGCCCCUCACGAAACGAGCUCUUCAAGUACUCGCAUUCCACUCUUCGCGCAUCCUUGCUAGCUUUUGACCUCUUCCUACCCCCGAAACCGCAAUCUUCCUCAUUCCUUAUGACGGCAAAAAGAAUGAUAGAUUCAUUGGCCCUACGUUGUCUCACACCUGCCCUUUCCGCCCCGUUUUCGAACUUUGUCACUCCAGCCGAAUAUAAAACACUACUGGCAAAAGCUGGCUAUGCACCUGAAGAUAUCAGAUUUGAAGAUAUCACGGAUGACGUAUUUCCAGGUCUCGCGGCAUUCUUUGAGCAAAGAACACGAGAGUUGAGGGCCUUGGGCCUGCAAGGAUUUACAAAGUGGAGGAUUUCUGGGUGGUUGUUUCGUUGGCUAGCAGGCGGAGACGUGCUCAGGGCAGGGAUUAUCGUUGCUAAAUGGCAGCGUAGCCCUGAGGAUUGUGCGAAUAGGAAACAUAGUUUUGAUCUUCAGGUCCAGCAUCCGGUCGAGCAAAGUUGCUAA